This is a messenger RNA of Otolemur garnettii (small-eared galago), 3440 nucleotides long. It is a transcript of the gene FIGNL2, whose product is annotated as fidgetin like 2. The record is from RefSeq and is a predicted model, not a curated record. The transcript has a single exon. Gene Ontology annotation, molecular function: microtubule severing ATPase activity; ATP binding; ATP hydrolysis activity. NCBI's taxonomy places the organism in Eukaryota, Metazoa, Chordata, Mammalia, Primates, Galagidae. The coding region runs from base 117 to 2078 and encodes 653 amino acids.
UUUAGUUUCUAAGCCGACUGGCCUAUGGCCACGUCUGGAGGUCUGUCGGUGGGUCCUCAGGGGCCAGACAAGACCUCACCAGCUGCUUCUCCCUCUUGCCUGCAGUUCUGUCGAAGAUGCACUGGACACCGGAACACGCCCAGCCCCUCAACCAGUGGCCAGAGCAGCACUUGGACGUCUCCUCUACUACCCCGUCGCCAGCGCACAAGUUGGAGUUGCCGCCUGGGGGUCGCCAGCGCUGCCACUACGCUUGGGCACACGACGACAUCUCCGCCCUUACUGCCUCCAACCUACUCAAACGCUACGCAGAGAAGUAUUCGGGGGUCCUGGACUCGCCCUACGAGCGCCCCGCCCUAGGCGGCUACGGCGACGCCACCUUCCUCAACGGCGCCAAGGUGGACCCCGAGCCCUGGCCUGGGCCAGAGCCACCUUAUCCCUUGGCCUCACUUCACGAGGGCCUCUCGGGAACCAAGGCGGGCACUGGGGGCGGUUCCGGGGGUCUCGGGGGAUCCCCGGGAUUAGCCGGGAACCUGCCUGAACCCCUCUACGCCGGCAAUGCGUGCGGGGGCCCGUCGGCGGCACCAGAGUACGCAGCGGGCUACGGAGGUGGGUAUCUGGCGCAGGGUUAUUGCGCACAGCCCAGCGCUGCGCUGCUGCAGCCCCCGCCGCCGCCGCCGGGGUACGGCCCCUCCGGGCCUCUGUACAACUACCCUGCGGGGGGCUACGCCUCACAGCCGGGCUACGGCACUCUCCCACCGCCCCCGGGCCCCGGUCCGGCCCCCUACCUGACCUCCGGCCUGCCAGCGCCUUCGCCCCUGGCCCUGCCCACGCCCACCCCGCCGCGGCCGGCGCCCACCUCCUACAGCUUCCAGACGGCCGCUCCGGGCGCGGAGGCCGGGGCGUCGCUGAAGCGCAAAGCCGUCGACGAGGGCGCAGAGGGCCGCUACCGCAAGUACGUUUACGAGCCCGCCAAGGCCGCGGCCGACGGCGCCUCCUAUCGUGCCGGGGACAACGGCGAGUGUCCGGGCAAUGGGUUCCGGGCCAAGCCUCCGGGAGCCGCGGAGGAGGCAUCGGGCAAGUACGGCAGCGGCGUCCCCCUCAAGGUUUUGGGCUCCCCCGUCUACGGAUCACAACUCGAGCCCUUCGAAAAGUUUCCGGAGCGGGGUCCCGUGUCAGCUUCCCGUGGGGGCUUCGCGGUGCCGUCAGGGGAGCCACCCAAAGGUGUGGAUGCGGGGCCCCUGGAGCUGGUGACUAGCAAGAUGGUGGACUGCGGGCCUCCGGUGCAGUGGGCAGAUGUGGCAGGCCAAGGCGCGCUCAAGGCGGCGCUGGAAGAGAAGGUGGUGUGGCCCCUGCUAAGGCCGCCCGCCUACCCUGGCAGCUCGCGCCCGCCGCGGACCGUCCUGCUCUUUGGACCGCGGGGCGCGGGCAAAGCGCUGCUGGGCCGCUGCCUGGCCACACAGCUGGGCGCUACAUUGCUGCGCUUGCGCGGCGCGACCCUGGCUGCGCCCGGCGCCGCCGAGGGCGCGCGCCUCCUUCAGGCCGCUUUUGCCGCUGCGCGCUGCCGUCCGCCGGCUGUGCUUCUAGUCAGCGAGUUGGACGCUCUGCUCCCGGCCCGGGACGACGGCGCGGCUGCCGGGGGCGCGCUGCAUGUGCAGUUCCUGGCUUGCCUGGACGGCAGCUGCGGGGCAGGGGCUGAAGGCGUGCUGGUCGUGGGCACCACGUCGCGGCCCGCGGCUCUGGACGAAGCGACUCGCCGGCGCUUCGCUCUCCGCUUCUAUGUGGCGCUUCCCGACAGCCCGGCCCGCGGGCAGAUCCUGCAGCGGGCGCUGGCCCAGCAGGGCUGCGUGUUCAGCGAGCCGGAACUCGCGGCCCUGGUGCAGGCCACCCAGGGUUUCUCUGGGGGCGAACUGGGGCAGCUAUGCCAGCAGGCAGCGGCUGGGGCGGGCCUCCCGGGGCUGCAGCGCCCCCUCUCUUACAAGGACUUAGAGGCGGCGCUAGCCAAGGUGGGCCCCAGGGCCUCCCUCAAGGAACUGGACUCGUUCGUGGAGUGGGACAAAAUGUACGGCUGUGGACACUGAUGGCGCGCUGGGGAGGCUGCGGGAACUCCUCCCUUCCUGCUUCCUCGGCUUGGGAGGGGUGUCAUCGACCAAACCCGGCUGUGAGGUGCCGGAGUGGUGAAUGUGGGGUGGAGGAACGGGAAGGCUCUGCCGGUGGAUGUUUUUUCGUGGGAGGGAAAAGGCUUCUGCCAGGCAGAUACAUGCCAUAUGCGCCGUGUACUCAGGUUUUUCCUAUUUAUUGUGGACGAGAAGCUCGCCAUCUCCGCCCGGCAGACGGGGCAGUCCUUGCAUGGGCUGGCACUGGAGCCUCAGGAACUCCUGCUCUCUUGCCACAAUUCUUUUGUCUCCUCGAUCUGAAUGGCAGCCUCCUCCUUCCCUCUCUUUCCACCGGUUUCUCUGUAUUCGCUUGCUUUUCUCUGCCUGUCACCCCCAUUCCGACCCUGUUUCUCUUUUGCUAUGUCCUCCUGGCGCAUCUCUCCAUGCAUUACCUCUGUGCUUCUGUCUCAAUCCCUUGCUCUCUAGCGCCCUGUGCUUUCAUGCCUCUCCCUGCCUUCUAUCCUUCUUUCUUAGAAGUGUCCCUUUGCAAGAGAUCUGGAGGCCAAGGGACUAAAGAGGAGGGGGAAUAGGGUUUUUUUUUCCACCUGGUAGUUCCUCACCCAGCUAAAAUUUGGGGGGUGGGGGCAGGGUCAAGCAAAAAGAAGAAACCCAAAGAAAGGGUUCUGGGGGUUGUUUUUGACAGAAGUCCCAGAAAUGUAGCUUAACAUUUUAGGCGUCUUAUUUUUGUAAGAUUGUGUAGAAUUUGCUGUUUGUUUUUUUUUUAUUUGACAACUCAGGAAGAAACUGACCUUAGAAAGAAUGUUAGGCUUUGGCUGCUCUCCUGGGGUUCCCCCCACUUUACCUCCACCUUGGGGAGCAAAUUCUCCCAGAAGAUUCAGAAAGUGAGACUUGUAGGGAAGGGGAAAGGAAGACCCAGGCUUCAUUCAGACCCCAGCUAUUCCUGGGACAGAAGCAGAAUGUAUUUCUCAGGGCUUCCUCCCCAGGUCUGAGGUUGUAGGCAGGGGUGUGGGAUUUGAGAGAGUAGGUCUUUCCCCCUUCCUGCUGCUCUCCCUCUGGGCCCCACCCCUCAGCUUAAGGUUUUCAGUGAAGAGUUAUCCAGAGUUGGGAUGCCUUUGCUCACUUCCUGACCCAGACUCAGACCAGAUAGUAGGCUUCCCAAAAAUGGGAAGGUGACACCAGCAGAAAGCCCUCAUAGUGGUCACCUUACCUGGCCCCUGCCUUGGCAGAGAUCACCAAUAAUUUAUGUUUAAGGGAUCCCAUCUGGAAAGACAGUCUGGUCACAAGUCUGGUUGGGCAUAAAAUCAGCUGCUAGACCUCAGUCACCUU